Molecule: messenger RNA, 378 nt
Organism: Sphaeroforma arctica JP610
Lineage: Eukaryota; Ichthyosporea; Ichthyophonida
Exons: 1
Coding region: 94-378 (94 amino acids)
Source: RefSeq, a predicted model, not a curated record
CAUCGGAGCAGGAACCAAUCAAAUGCAAAUAUCGUCCCCAAGUAUUAGUCAAAAGCAAGACUUCAAUCAGAAUCAAGAGCAAAAACCAAUCAAAUGCAAGCAUCCAUCGGAGCAGGAACCAAUCAAAUGCAAAUAUCGUCCCCAAGUAUUAGUCAAAAGCAAGGCUUCAAUCAGAAUCAAGAGCAAAAACCAAUCAAAUGCAAGCAUAUAUCAGACCUGGACCAGAAAGCCAAGAAAAGCAAUCGUGCGAUCCAAUCAAACUCAAGCAAACGGCAAAAGCAAGUACUCUUCACAAGCCAGAAAGCCAAGCAUACCUUGGUGCCACACCAAACGAGCACGUGGGGUCGCUCAGUCAACCCACAGUCACCCGAGCCGUAG